CAAGCCAGGGGUGGACAAUUGACUACUCUAGCUGUAUUGGAAGUGCGGAGGGAGAGGAAACUAGAGAAGGAAUGGAGGGACUGAUUGGUGUGAAUCAAGAAGAAUUAGGGGAUGGAGAUAAUAAAGUUGAAAGCAUUGAACAGAAGGAGAUAGAAGGGCUUAAAUCAUCUCAUUUCAUUGGUGGUAGUACUGCUAUUUUAACUGGACAGAACCACUUGUUAGAGGCAGAUGCAAGCAAUGUGGUUGAUCUCAUUGGUCAGAUAAGCCUUCACAUGGAGGAAGCAGGUCAACAUUGUGUCAUGAAGGAGCAAAAGGAUGAUGCCUUGGGGACUGACAAUCCUGAACCUUGUGAUGGUGGCAACGAUCGGAAGAGAGCAGCUUCUUCCUCAAGAAGUGGCACCACAGAAAAUAAAGAUUCUCAGCAGACCAGUGGUUGCCCUUGCAGUGAGGAUGGUUCUGUUGUUAAAAGAAUUUCUAGUCAUGAAGACGAUGAUGAAGGGGAAACCCCAGGAGAAAGACAAGCUAAAGUGAAAAGAAGCCAUGAGCUAGAUGUGGAGGAGAAUCCUUGUUUGUUGACAAAGAAGGCUUGGGAUAAACUGGGACUCAAACGGAACCAGAACCCUAUGUUUGACAGUGUACUAAGGUUUAAACCAAGUUCCAGCAAAAUGCGUCAUCCACAGACCCAAGCAAAGAGAGUGGGGCGUGACAAGCAGCAGUUUGUGGCAGAAUGUGCAACCAACAAUACCAGCAAACGCAUGGUCACUGAGCAGGAUGGAAACUCACAGGCACAGAUUAGCACCACCCUCCAGAAGGUGCAGAACUUUCUCCAGAUAAUUCAGAAAGAGACAAAGAUGCACACAACCACAUGCGGCCUCACCCACAUGCCGGGAGCAGUAUUACCUCCAUGUGAGGAAGACAUGGCAGAAGACGAGGAGAUGGCGAGUAGGAAGCAGAAGAAGGAUGAAGAGAGUUGUAAGAAGGAAAUGAACAGCAGUGUGGAUGGAAGUGAAUUGGUUCCAGGGGAAGGGUAUCCUUGUCCUCACUCCAAUAAAGACUCAGACUGUCAAAGUUGCAUCAAACCAAAUGUGUUCUCUAGACUUUCUACUAGUACUCACAACAGUGACCAAAAAAUAAAGCAGCCCAGCAGACAGUUAGAAGACUUGGAUGUCCCUGACUUUCUCCUGCCUGACCAAACUGAAUGCAGCACUGGUGCAGGAGAGAUAAAUAUGAAGGGUUUGAAGAAGCAAAAGAAGAAAAAGAAAAGGAGGAUGUGGAAACAGAGCUCAUGUGAGGACAUGCCAGUGGAGAUGGCAGCAGUGCCAGAGCUGGCCAAGUACUGGGCCCAGCGCUACCGACUCUUCUCUCGCUUUGAUGAAGGCAUCAAACUGGAUCGUGAGGGCUGGUUUUCCGUGACGCCAGAGAGGAUUGCGGAGCACAUUGCCCAGAGGAUCAAGGAUAGUUUUCUGGACUCACACCUAGUCAUAGAUGCUUUCUGUGGUGUUGGGGGUAACGCCAUCCAGUUUGCCCUCACUGGCAAGAGAGUAUUAGCCAUUGACAUAGACCCAGUGAGGCUGGACUUGGCAUGUCACAAUGCAACAGUUUACGGUGUCGCAGACCGAAUCGACUUCCUGCAGGGGGACUUCCUGCAGCUGGCGCCACACCUCCAUGCUGAUGUGGUUUUCCUGUCGCCGCCCUGGGGUGGGCCAGACUACCUUAGUGCCGAGGUGUUUGAUAUCAGGACCAUGAUAGAGCCUGAUGGUUUCAAGAUAUUCCAGUUGUCCAAGUUGAUAUCAGAUAACAUCGUGUACUUCCUACCUCGGAAUGCUGACAUGGACCAGAUAGCCUCUCUGGCUGGGCCAGGUGGGCAGGUUGAAGUGGAGCAGAACUUCUUGAACAACAAGCUCAAGACCAUAACUGCUUAUUUUGGCAACUUGAUCAAGUCUGACUGCUCCUGGAACCCUUCAGUUUCUGUUCCAGCUCUGAGUACAUGAAGGUCUUUUGCUCAGUGAGGAAGAGCUCAGAGAGGAAACAAAAAUCUGCUUCCUUUGACAAUCUCAUAGGCCAACCUUAAGUGAAGCUACUGGGAUGGUUAGUUGCAGAUCACUUUCAGUUUAUAUCAUUCAGCGUUUUGUCCCCAAAUCAAAUACACAAAACUUUGUCAUAUUUCAGCAACUGGGAAAUAAUCAAGAAUGAAAGUACAACUGUCAUUUUUCUUCACAUAAGGUGAAAGGAUAUCCUGCCACUUCAGUCAAUUCAUCUGUCAGUAAAAUGGUAGUGAGCAGGAAUUGUGUAAUU
Molecule: messenger RNA, 2295 nt
Organism: Lampris incognitus (smalleye Pacific opah)
Lineage: Eukaryota; Metazoa; Chordata; Actinopteri; Lampriformes; Lampridae
Product: trimethylguanosine synthase-like
Exons: 10
Coding region: 72-1991 (639 amino acids)
Biological process (GO): 7-methylguanosine cap hypermethylation; 7-methylguanosine RNA capping
Cellular component (GO): nucleus
Molecular function (GO): RNA cap trimethylguanosine synthase activity
Source: RefSeq, a predicted model, not a curated record